AUGGACGGGAAGCGCAACAUUGUCAUUAUCGGCGGCGGUAUCAUCGGCAACACCACCGCCUACUUCCUCACGCGCCAUCCCAAGUUCAACCCCACCCUGCACACCAUCACCAUCCUCGAAGCCGGCUCCGCCAUUGCCACGGGCGCGUCCGGCAAGUCCGGCGGCUUGCUCGCGCUCUGGGCCUACCCGGCGUGCCUUGUGCCACUGUCGUUUCGGCUCCACGCCGAGCUCGCCGCCGAGCACGACGGGCCCGCGAGAUGGGGCUACCGCAAGGUCCAGUGCGGGAGCAUCUCGGCCUCGGUGCCCGAGAGCAAGGUAUCCGCGAUGCAGCGCGCGGCCGCCGGUGAGGAGGGCGGCAAGUCAUGGGACAAGCUGCCAAAGCAGGACACGGCCGCGCAAAACCGGCUCGAGGAUGCGCCCCUGCCGGACGCGCUCGACUGGGUCGACGGCGACGUCGUCCUCGACUGGGCGGAGAUGGCGCGCGGCGCCGACACGGCGCAGGUGCACCCGCACCACUUCACCCUGGCCAUGGCCAGUCUCGCGGCCGCGGCAGGCGUCACAACGCGUACCAAGGCGCAGGUCACGGCCAUCAAGACGACGGGGGAAAAAGUGCACGGCGUCGAGUACAAGGACCGCACGACUGGGGAGACGCGGGCGCUGGACGGUGUUACUGACCUCGUCGUGGCUGCCGGGCCGUGGACAGGCAGGCUGCUGCCGCGGUCCAAGAUCGACGGCCUGCGCGCGCACAGCGUCGUCUAUGAGGCGGACCUCAGCCCCUUUGCCGUCUUUACCGACGUUGAGCUGCCCCGGAGCUUCGUGCCGGCGCACCGCGCCGCCAAAGGGCAGAAGCGCAUGCACAAGGGCCGAGUUGACCCCGAGAUUUACGCGCGCCCGUUUAACGAGGCCUACGCUUGCGGUGAACCCGACACGCUUGUCCCGCUGCCCGACGUGGUCGACGACGUGCGCCACGACGAGGACCUCUGCGAGGACCUCGCAGCUUACAUUGGCACCUUUAGCCGUGUGCUCGGCGCCGCGCCCGUCAAGGCUAGGCAGGCAUGCUACCUCCCGCGGCACAUGCGCUUCGGGCAGGAGAGCGGCCCGCUGAUUGGCAAGACGACGGUGUCGGGCCUCUACGUCGCGUCGGGCCACACGUGCUGGGGCAUCCAGAACGCGCCGGCGACGGGAAAGCUCGUGUCGGAGAUUGUGUUGGACGGCGAGGCCAGGAGCGCGAAUAUCGACAAUCUGGACCCAAGAAAGUUCAAGGUAUAG
Messenger RNA from Cordyceps militaris CM01, 1269 nucleotides. Its product is annotated as FAD dependent oxidoreductase. Gene Ontology annotation, molecular function: oxidoreductase activity. Gene Ontology annotation, biological process: retrograde transport, endosome to Golgi. Lineage: Eukaryota; Fungi; Ascomycota; Sordariomycetes; Hypocreales; Cordycipitaceae. Gene Ontology annotation, cellular component: cytoplasm; late endosome. The transcript has 3 exons. The record is from RefSeq and is a predicted model, not a curated record. The coding region runs from base 1 to 1269 and encodes 422 amino acids.